AUGCUUCCGGAGUUACAUAUGAUAUGCUAUUCAAAUUGUCUAAAUAAUAGUGUCUCUAUAGCCGCAUUUCUCUUUACUGCAUCACAAGGACGUAAAGAUCUUAAUCUGCUUCCCCUGAAAACUACAGAAACAAAGUCCAUUGACAAUAUUUUGAAGGGAUGUAAGUUUAUCCCCGAAUCGACAACAACUAAAAAAGUUCUGGAAGAAUUUUUCGCACAACUGGCUCAAUCAAAUCAUAAAGAAGUUGUAUUUCAUUUCAGUGGCCAUGCUCGACCAGAUUGGGUGCCACAAAAUGAGAUUCCUACUAACUACGGGCUCACUGGUUGUUUGGUACUAGAUGUAGCAAAAACCAAUCAUACUCAAAGUAGUUUCAUCACUGCAUCCGAUGAAACUGUUAUUGAUAAUAUUUUAGAGACUGAACAUUCUGUUCCAAUUAACAGCACGGAAGAUAUAGAUGAUACAUUAUUAUUUGCUAGAGAAAUUCGAAAGAUGGAUUUAACCAAAGUACGAUUGGCGAUUCUAAACGCUUGUAAUACAUUCAAAGCUCCCGUAGCUUCAAAAUCGAGUCAUACUGGUCUGACUCGCGCUUUUCUUGCAGCUGGUGCCCAAUGCGUGAUUGCAACUCUAGAUAAAGUGGCAGAUUAUGUUGCUAAUAAAUUUACAGAAUACUUAUACCAAAAUCUUCAUGAGAAAGGUCUAACGAUUGGUGACGCGUUUGCUGACGCGAUCAAUCAAAUACGUACUGACCGAUACACAGGUUUAACAGCUCUCUGGUCACCCUACAUUAUUUAUGGAAACAGUGACGUUCGUUUAAAAUUUCUCAAAAGUGAAGAAUAAAUAUCACCACUACGAACUUCAAAACGUUUAGAGAGAGGGUAUUUAUUCGAUAUACUUUACUUUACUAAUGCACUAAAUAAACUGAAACCAACUUUUCCUAUUAUUUUCUUUCCUUUGCUGAAUCAUGAUAUUGGAACUUUACGGUCGGUAUUAGUAGGUGAAAUUCAUAUAAAAUAUAUAAUCAUAUCUCAUUCUUCAUUUUUUACUUGUUUUAGUUGUGCAUAGGUAUGUGACAGUUCCAUAUCAGCUCAAUGAGCUGGAGCUGUUCGACACAGCUCAUGAUGAUUUGAACUGGAGCUGGUGACCAGCUCAUUUCAUUUGAGCUGGAGCCGAUAACCAGCUCAGUUCAUUUGAGCUGGAGCGGUAUGAUGACUCAUCGAUGAGUCAUAACUACCCUUAAUUAGGCACGAUGACUCAUUGAUGAGUCAUAACUAUCCUUAAUUAGGCACGAUGACUCAUCGAUGAAUCAUCAUCACUAGUUGGAAAGAAUUGGUGAACAGCUCACAUGAGCUGAUCGACCUUAUUGGACAGCUCAAAUGAGCUGGUCGACUUUAUUGACCAGCUCAAAUGAGCUGUGAAUUGUCACAUCCCUAGUUUUGCAAUUAAAUCAGUGAGUUCAGGUUCGGUUUUGCAAGCAAAUACCCAUAAUGAAGUAUCAAUUACCAUAUAUAAUACACUCGAGAGAAAUAGAAUAUUAUUACUAAGGCAAGUGAAGGAUCAGGAGCGGAAAAUUUUAUUCCAUUAACUCGAUCUUUACGAUUUUUCUACAUGAUAGUGUUAUGGGACGCAGUUCAUCAUAUCAUUCACUAGGUUAGCGUGUUGCAUCAAGUCAAAAUCCAUAUUAAUUCCUACGUAGAAACGAGUAACUCAUAGGCAGUUUUACAAACCAACAGUAAAAUCGUUUUUAUUGAACAAAAUUGAUUUUACAUAAAAACAAAACAAUAUUACAUUUCAUUUACUAUCUGCACUUAUAAAAAAAAAGUAAUCUCAUCUUGAAUAACCAGAUAGAAAUAGUUCCUUUUUGAAACAGAAGUGUGUCUCUAAUUCAUGACAAAGUUCUAUCCUUCUAGAUUAAAAGGUGUUCGUAAUUAAAUUAAAAUAUCUUCAUCCUUUUUCUCUUCAGUAAAAUGAGAGAGCAAAAUCGUUCCCAGCUUUGGUACGUCUGAUGCAGUUUUUGCUUCUCCACUCGAAUCAUGCAACUCUGCUAAGGCAGACUGCGUCUGAAGAAGAUACUCUUGCAGGUCAAUAGAAGAUAGUGAAUGAGUGAAUUUCACAUCUAGUACGUUCAGUGCUAGAGUAUUUUUGAUUGCUUCGGUGAUUCGAUUCGGCAGUGAAGAAAAAUGUUGUCAACCACUUGUAAAGUGAUACAUCCCACCUCUUAAGCGAGAGUGUGGGUGUGGGUGUGGGUGUGGGUUUGGGUAUGUGUGGGUGGGGUGUGGGUGACAGAGAAGAAGAUACUCACACGCACACGCACAUGCACACGCACACCCACAUCCACACCCACACCCACACCCACACCCACACCCACACCCACACCCACCCCC
This is a messenger RNA of Rotaria sp. Silwood1, 2381 nucleotides long. The record is from the annotation of a GenBank genome assembly. NCBI's taxonomy places the organism in Eukaryota, Metazoa, Rotifera, Eurotatoria, Philodinida, Philodinidae.